UAUUACAGCUCUACCAACUAAGAAGGAGAAGACAAUAGAAGACAUUCUGCCUCAGAAAAGAUUCUCUGACUGAAAUCUGAGAAAACUGGCCAAAACUCUACUAAACACAAGCCAUGGCUGCCAUAAUUAGAGCAAAACGACUGAGAUUCCUUCACUACAGCCCAACUUUUUCACACCAGUUGUGAUGGCUAACACUGUUGCUACUCUGGUGGUCCAGACUGAACUUUUACCUUCUCAGAUGCCCUCCUCCCUCUCUCCCUUUCCUUCCCUCCUCCCCUCCGUAGAGGAUGGAGAGAAGGGAGAAGAAGAGGGCAAAGAGUCAGGAACAGUUGGGCUCACAGGUGACGUGGUGACAUCAUCAACACCCCCUGCAACGGUGGCUCAAAUCCCAGAGCAUCCAUUCCAGUGUUUGGACUGUGGCAAGAGUUUUAAGUGGUCAUCCAGAUUGGCACAUCAUCAGAGAAGCCAUAACAAUGAGAGGCCAUAUCGCUGUAACCUUUGCCCUAAGGCCUUUAAGGGCUCAUCUGCCCUACUAUACCACCAGAGGUCUCAUUCUGGAGAGAAGCCGUAUAAGUGUGAUGACUGUGGUAAAGCAUUCAAACGCUCCUCUCUUCUACAGAUACAUCGGAGUGUGCAUACAGGCCUUCGCACUUUCCAGUGCUCCUACUGCCCUUUGACCUUCAAAUGGAGCUCACACUACCAGUAUCACCUCCGCCAGCACACCGGUGAAUGUCCGUACCCAUGCGACAGCUGCUCCAAAGCCUUCAAGAACUCUAGCAGCCUGCGUCGCCAUAAGAAUGUACACCUGGGCUUCAAGCCUUACGUCUGUGACGUCUGCAAUAAAGCCUUCAGUCAGUCCACUAAUUUGCGUCAGCACAUGCGCAUACACACAGGCGAACGCCCUUAUGUCUGUGGGGAUUGUGGGCGCAGCUUCACGCAUUCGUCCAACUUGGCGCUGCAUCGCAUCUCUCACAUAGAAGGAAAGGGGAAAAGUGCUGGGAAGGCUGGAGGGGCUGAUUCAGGAUCAGCAGCUCGAGAGAUGGAGGUGGUGCUGACGGAGGACUUGAACACUGUUGGGAUGAGUAUUUCUGAAAUGGUUGGGCUCGUUGGUGGACAGGAAGGAGGGGUCGGACAGGUGUUCCUGUCUCACAAUACGUCCUCGCCUGCUACCUCAGGUACAGCCAAUCAGAACAUCCUGCCACAGCUGACGCUCACACCCACUUCCUCAACUGUCACAGGCUCAGGGCAUAUGCACAUGAGCAAGAAUGACACAGGUGCUGGUGUUUUGCUGUUUAGUUGUGGCAGCUGUAAUGAGACAUUUUCAACACAGAGUCACCUUGAGGAGCAUCAGACUCUACAUUUAGAUAGUCUUGGCCCAGCAGGUGGUGGAGGGGUUGCUACAGAAAUUAGCACAGAGGCUGAGGGAGGUGGAGUGUCACUGGUGGGGGCUACACCAUUGUUGGCAGACUUUGAAGAGGUUGUUGAAACCACCACAGUUGCAGAUAGUGGGCAGACGGCAGAGUUACUUGGUCUGGAUGCCAUUAGAAAUGAGUCGGGGCAGGCACAGUAUGAUCUUCUGCAGACCUUUACUGCGUCUGUGAAUCAGAUGCCCACUGAUACCGGUGUGCCAACUGCACAAGCUACAACAGAAUGUGUCUACUGUGGGAAGAGUUUCAAAACCAGCAACGGUCUGACCAGACAUGUGGCUCAGGCCCAUCCUCUUGCUCUAUCCGAGUCGCGUUCUCAGUUCAACUGCUCGGCAUGUGAUCGCUCCUUCCCUCUGCUCUCCUCUCUGCUUAACCACCAGCACUCGCACACUCCUGAGCAGAGGCUGCUUGCUGAGGCAGAGGCAGAAGCAGAGAUCGUCUGCCCCUCUCUCUCACUGCCCCUGCCCUCCUUAAAGAGAGAUGGAGAAGAUGGAGAGAGAGAGAUCCAUGUCAGUCUAAUUGCUGUUACUGAGGAGGGAGAGAGACGAACUGUAAAGCCAUCUGUCAAAGCAUCAGGAAAGGGAGCUAGGAGAGGUGGAGGCAGCAAGACAUCUGCCACAAAUAACGAGAGGCCAUAUCGCUGCUCUGAAUGUGGGAAGUCAUUCAAAGGUUCAUCAGGACUUAGGUACCACAUGAGAGACCACACUGGGGAGAGACCGUAUCGAUGCACAGAGUGUGGCAAGAGCUUCAAAAGGUCCUCACUGCUGUCCAUACACCAAAGGGUCCACACAGGUGUGAGGGCUUUUCAGUGCCCCUACUGUCCACUGACCUUUAAGUGGAGCUCACACUACCAGUACCAUCUUCGCCAGCACACCGGUGAGCGGCCAUAUGUAUGUCAGGAAUGUGGCAAGUCUUUCAAGAACACCAGCUGUCUCCGUCGCCACAGUCAGCUCCAUUCUGGCUUACGUCCACACGCUUGCUCUGUGUGUGGUAAGGCUUUCUCUCAAACCUCCAACCUUAAACAGCACGAACGGACACACUCUGGAUGCUAUUUAUUUUCAAGACCAUCCAUUACCUUACAUGAGAGGCCAUAUCGCUGCUCUGAAUGUGGGAAGUCAUUCAAAGGUUCAUCAGGACUUAGGUACCACAUGAGAGACCACACUGGGGAGAGACCGUAUCGAUGCACAGAGUGUGGCAAGAGCUUCAAAAGGUCCUCACUGCUGUCCAUACACCAAAGGGUCCACACAGGUGUGAGGGCUUUUCAGUGCCCCUACUGUCCACUGACCUUUAAGUGGAGCUCACACUACCAGUACCAUCUUCGCCAGCACACCGGUGAGCGGCCAUAUGUAUGUCAGGAAUGUGGCAAGUCUUUCAAGAACACCAGCUGUCUCCGUCGCCACAGUCAGCUCCAUUCUGGCUUACGUCCACACGCUUGCUCUGUGUGUGGUAAGGCUUUCUCUCAAACCUCCAACCUUAAACAGCACGAACGGACACACUCUGGAGAAAGGCCCUUUCAGUGCUCCCAGUGCCACAAGAGCUUCACCCACUCAUCCAAUCUGCAGCUGCACCUACGCACACACUCCUCGCGCAAGGACUUCAAGUGCCAACACUGCGGAAAAGAGUUUGUCAUGCUCUCCUACCUGCAGAGGCACUUGAGAACUCACAGUUCUGGGGGUGCAGUAGCGUGUACGAAGGAAGCAGGAAAGGUGGCUAAAGGUAGUGGGGCUUCAGAGACAGCAACGCUAAAUUUAAACUUGAAUGUACCUGGAGGGCUUACCUCAUUGUUUCCCACUGAUAGCAAUUCCACAUUAAUUCUUUCACCCCCAAAUCUGGACAUACCUCCAAACACAUCACAGAACUAUUUUAUGAUCCAGACGACUUCAGGGUUGCAACUGAUCCCACUAUCCAAUCCCACGCCAACACAGCCUGCCCCUCCUCCUCCCCCACCACCACCUCCACAGACACAAAAUUUCCUGCUGCUUCAGUGCCAGUCCAACAAUGGCAACCAGCCUAGUCUUAUCCUGGUUCCCACAGCAUCCAGUACAAACACUCUUCCCACCCCUUCAGAACCACAGACCCUCCCCUUGGUGCAGACCAUUCCGGCAAUGUCCCAGGUUCUGGCAGCACCUCAAACUCAAAUCCAGCAAUUUCAACCAGUUCAGACACAGCAGAGAUUUAUUUUGACCAAUAAUAAUGCUCCCCUCAUUACUGCCCAGCCUCAAAGCACAUCGACGAUUGCUCGUCCCAUUUUAGGCAGCCUCGGUCGUAGCCGGAAAGGAGGAACCAGGCGUGGACGGAAGCCUAAAGCUGCUACCCAAAAAUCCCCCCCUACAGUUCAGACCACACUAGUUAAGAAACAGUUAAUGUUAUCAGGUGCAACUUCCACAUCUACCACAAUAUCUAGUGCCACUUCUGCUGCUUCUUCAAAGACAGAGUUCCCACAGCUUAAUGCUGAUGAUCCACCGACUGUGUCACCUGUCAGCAUUAGCCAAGUACCUGGAAGCUCUUCGGUUCCUGCAGUUAGAAUUAUGUCAGUGACGCCAAACUCCACUCUAACAAAAAGUUCCCCCAUGUUGAGCAGUGAUCCUGAGAGUGUUCCACUCGAAGAGAAAGCUGUCAAAGAAAUCUCAAGGGAGCACUUCGUUCUGUGCCUAAAGAAAGAAAUGGAGAAUGGAGGACAGGGGGAUGGGAUGGAGGUGAAGGUGGAGAUGGAGGGAGGGAAUGAUGCAGGGCGGUCUUAUGUAUUGCAGAUUGAAGGUGAGGGCCAGCAAGAAGAGGGAGGGAAUAGUGAGGGAGGAGAGAAGUCAUAUGUCCUCCGGUUUCAGACAGAGGGAGAAUGUGAAGGAGAUGCAGGAAAACAGAAGACAGAAAUGGUCUCUCUUAACUUACUCCAAGAGUGGACCGGACAGAGUGAGGGGCAUGGAACUGCAGAUGCUGAGGGAAGUGUUGAAGUAGAAAAGUCCUUUGUGCUUCAUUUCCAAACAGAGCCUCAGAGUGAGGAGGACAUUCAGCCAAACUCAGGCUUCAUAGGAGGCCCAGGUGAGGAUCUCAACCUUUCUUGCCAUCCGGGUCAAGCCUUAGUGCCUCUGGAAGGGCAGGAUGUGGUAUUUGAGCUCGCUGAUGAGACAAAAAUGGAUGGAAGCACGGGCCCAGGGGACAGUGUUCAAAUGAUUGCACUGAUAGAAGGUGAGGGCAAUGGUUCUGGGGCAAGGGGCAGUUUUAAAGGUGCUGUUGGGGCAAACUCUGGGCAAAUGGAGGGAAUCUUCCAGUUAGAGGGGGGAGAAGGCAUUGUUAUAAUUGAAGUUAGCACCAGCAGUUUGAGAGAGGGUGGAAUAGAGGCAGCAGAUGUAGGACAUACUUUAGCGGAAGGAACUGAGGAAAAACAAGGUAAUGAUGCACAAGAGGCAUGAGAGGAAUUACUGUCAGAAGAGUCAAAACGUGUUGAGGCUGAGAGCAUAUCAUCGUCAGAGAUGGGACUGAUUGGAACUUAGGGUUAAGAAUGGAGCACUAUAAUAGUCAAUCGGACUGGCUUUAACACAAAUCACACCUCACGACAGUGUUUCAAAUGCAAACUGGCACAUUUGUUUACCACAUAUCCAAACUGGAUUAAUUUCAAGUAAUGGUUCUGUUAUUCUAAAGUGUUCCUUUUGGACUGUGAUUAAUGUUUUUAGAUAUUAGGAAGCUGAGAACAACAUUGUAGCUAUAGGACCAACACAGGACCUAUGUUGAAUCUUACAUAAAUCAUUAGACUUGUUUGCUCCACACAUAGACAUCCUUAGAACACCACAGUGUCUUCUUCCUAAGCUGUUGUCCUCCCACCCCCAAGACUGCACUUUGUGUGGAUAAAGCAUAUUGCUUGUAGUUACAGUUGUUCACCUGGCCCCUACGGGGAGCUAUUUCACAAACCACAAUCAUCGAAUACAGCCCAGCCAAAAAGCAGUGGUUUCUAAAUGAAGGAAAUCCCUGGUGCUCCUCCACAACCAGGGUGCACUGAAAAGAGAAUUUAUAAACUAAUAUGAAAUAUGAACUAUAUUCAGCUAUGCUGUCAUGUUGACAGUGACUGUACAAAGUGAACUUUUGUAAAUAUGUCUACUCAGUUUUCAUUCUUAAUAUUGGUACUA
Sinocyclocheilus anshuiensis is the source of this 5548-nucleotide messenger RNA. Its product is annotated as zinc finger protein 850-like. Bases 185 to 4837 code for a protein of 1550 amino acids. Gene Ontology annotation, molecular function: DNA-binding transcription factor activity, RNA polymerase II-specific; RNA polymerase II cis-regulatory region sequence-specific DNA binding. The record is from RefSeq and is a predicted model, not a curated record. Lineage: Eukaryota; Metazoa; Chordata; Actinopteri; Cypriniformes; Cyprinidae. The transcript has 8 exons. Gene Ontology annotation, biological process: regulation of DNA-templated transcription.